Messenger RNA from Sinocyclocheilus rhinocerous, 654 nucleotides. Its product is annotated as 60S ribosomal protein L11-like. The record is from RefSeq and is a predicted model, not a curated record. Lineage: Eukaryota; Metazoa; Chordata; Actinopteri; Cypriniformes; Cyprinidae. Gene Ontology annotation, molecular function: structural constituent of ribosome. Gene Ontology annotation, cellular component: ribosome. Bases 1 to 603 code for a protein of 200 amino acids. Gene Ontology annotation, biological process: translation. The transcript has 7 exons.
AUGGAGAGGCCUAUAUCAAAUCUUGCCUUCGACUCCAAGUUUGGAGUCUUUAAAAAUGACCGGAACUUCGUCAGCGCAAACCGCAAGCUGUGCCUGAACAUCUGUGUGGGUGAGAGUGGUGACAGACUGACCCGUGCUGCUAAGGUGCUGGAACAGCUGACAGGCCAGACUCCUGUCUUCUCCAAGGCCCGCUACACUGUGCGAUCCUUUGGUAUCCGUAGAAAUGAAAAGAUUGCAGUCCACUGUACUGUCCGUGGAGCCAAGGCUGAGGAAAUCCUGGAGAAGGGACUGAAGGUGAGAGGAAUGUGUUUAUGGAAAUGGACUACUUACUUUAGCAUGAAAUUGAGAGAGCUGGACCAGGGUGAGAAGAAGGAGAACCCCAUGAGGGAGCUGCGCAUCCGCAAGUUGUGCCUGAACAUCUGUGUGGGUGAGAGUGGUGACAGACUGACCCGUGCUGCUAAGGUUCUUGGCAGACCUGGUUUCAGCAUUGCUGACAAGAAGAGGAAGCAGGGCCGCAUCGGCGCCAAGCACCGUAUCUGCAAAGAGGAGGCAAUGCGCUGGUUCCAACAGAAGUAUGAUGGCAUCAUCCUCCCUGGCAAGUAAAGGACCACAUUUUCCCCCCAAUUUGUAACACAAAUAAAAGAAAAGCCCGAA